Molecule: messenger RNA, 1444 nt
Organism: Setaria italica (foxtail millet)
Lineage: Eukaryota; Viridiplantae; Streptophyta; Magnoliopsida; Poales; Poaceae
Exons: 3
Coding region: 101-1189 (362 amino acids)
Source: RefSeq, a predicted model, not a curated record
UAUAACGAGAAGCAACAGCGGCAGCGAGCACGCGCGGCGGCCUGACACAGAAGCUACGCGGAGGCAGGCAGGAGCUAGCGAGAGAGACACGGAGAGCGAGAUGAGGUCGAGGGUGGCGCUGGAGCCGCUGGCGGAGGAGCCCGGCGGCGGGGAGGAGGACGCGGCGCGGAGGCGCUCGGGCCUCCACGCGGCGCUGCACCGGUGGGCGCGCCUCCUAUCCGGGGGCGCCGCCGGGGACGACGCGCGCCCGGCGGCCGACCUCCGCGUGCUCCUCUCCGUGCUCGCCUGCCCCCUCUCCCCCGUCCCGCUCCUCCCGCGCCUUCCACGCCACGUGGCGUCGUCGGCGCAGUACAUCAUCGAGCAGUUCAGGGCCACGACGGGGUGCGGGAAGCUCGAGGACGGCGCCAUCAAGAGCAUGUACGCGUCAGGGCGGGUUCGCCUGUCGAUGCUGCAGGACCCCAGCAGCGGGGGAGGCGGCGGCGGGCGCGCCCACGAGGGGAGCUUCGUGCUGUGGCAGCUUGCGCCCAGCAUGUGGCUCGUCGAGAUGUCCGUGGCCGGCCAGAGCGUCGCGGCGGGCAGCGACGGCCGCGUCGCCUGGCGCCGCACGCCCUGGCUCGGCGCCCACGCCGCACGCGGCGGCUCCCGCCCGCUCCGACGCGCACUCCAGGGCCUGGACCCGGUGACGAUCGCGUCCAUCUUCUCGACGGCGGAGCACGCCGGCGAGAAGCAGGUGGACGGCGAGGAUUGCUUCGUGAUGCGCCUGGACGUGGGUCCCUCGGUGCUGUCGAGCUGGAGCGACGGCACGGCGGAGGUGAUCCGGCACGGGCUGACGGGGUUCUUCAGCCAGCGCAGCGGCCUCCUGGCGCGGCUGGAGGACUCGCAGCUGACCCGGAUCCAGUCCCCCGGCGCGCCCGCCAUGUACUGGGAGACCACCAUCGCGUCCGCCGUGUCGGACUACCGCGCCGUCGACGGCGGCGUCGCCGUGGCCCACGCCGGCACGUCGACGGCGCACCUCGCCCGGUUCGGCGUCGGCGUCCGCGCCGCGCGGGUGGUGACGCGGAUGGAGGAGUCGUGGACAAUCGACGACGUGGCGUUCAACGUCCCGGGGCUCGGCCCGGACGCCUUCAUACCGCCGGAGGAGGUCAGGAGGAGCCGGUCCUACGGCGCCGCCAUCGCCGCCGGCAAGUGAGCUCCCACCGUGCGCGCGUGAGGUCCCGGCGUUCGUGUAACAUAGUCUGCGUAGAGAGAGCUUUGUAGCUUUGUUUUUAUCUCCGUCUUCCCUUUGUAACUUCGUGAGUGAGCGUGGCAUCAACGAUCGUGCAUGUACAUAUAUGUAAUCUGAUUUACCCAAAAAUAAUAACGACGAAAUUUGUAAGCCACGUUGGUUGGAUCUGCGAUUCGUUCCAGUUUUAUGGGUACACAAUGUACUGAAAAUGAACAGACA